This is a messenger RNA of Trichobilharzia regenti, 1408 nucleotides long. Lineage: Eukaryota; Metazoa; Platyhelminthes; Trematoda; Strigeidida; Schistosomatidae. The record is from the annotation of a GenBank genome assembly.
GUUGGUGGCCUCACGCCUAACCUUCUCCCUCCUUACUGAGCUUCUCGUUAAUAAAGGUAUAGAAGGGUGCGUGUGUGUGUGUGUGUGUGUCGGCCAGGAAUCCAACCUUGCUAACCACAUGCUUGGUUGGUGAGCAUUUCACUGUUACACCACCGACACACAGUUAUAUUGUUCCGUGCGGCCGUUUAUUAAAUCACUUGUCUAAAUUCUUUUCUUUUUUAUCUGGAUUAACAUUUAAUCUCCACAAUAUUUUCUUCUUUAUGUGCUUCUCAUAUGUAGUUGGAUCAACUAAAAACACAAGUGGAACGAUUACGACUGAACAAUACACAACUUGUUGGUCAACGUGAUGCAGCUCGCCAAGAAGCACGUGAAUCAGAAAUGGCUAUUCUACGGGCUAAAGAAUUAAGCGAAUCAUCACAACAAGCCUUACAACGUGAAAAUCAUCGUCUGUCUACAAUAACAGAACAACAAGGAAAACUGAUCAAUCAUAUGCGUGGUCUUCUACCAGCAGAAUUCAACCUAGUCCAUCGAACUCCCCUUAUUGAUGAUGGCAGUUCAAUUCCAGUUCCAGCUUCAGAAGGUGGAAAACAACGCUCUAGAAAAAUUACACGAGUUAGUCGACCUGGUGCUCCAUUGAUUUCAGUAGCUUCUGCAUUUUUCAGUAGACAUCGUAAACGUGACACUAUAAAGCCUGAAACGAAUUCUACGAAUUCUAAAGCUUUAGGAUCUGGUGACUUCACAAGACAACCUAGUCGUCUACAGAAAAUGAUGAGUAAAACUCGAUUGAACUUGAAAAAGCAUGGAACUCUGCCAGGAAAGUUAGAAUUUCAUUCAGAUUCUCCUCAGUCUACACCAACUGGGGAAGACUGUUAUGUGGAGGAGUAUGAUCCACUCGGAUAUGAUGUCUAUUCAACUGAUGAGACUGAUUUUGAUGAUGGGCUUCCAUUCCCUGCUUCAUCAGGUUUCGCUGUACCUCUUCCACCUAGAGAAAGUGAUAAUGUAUCAAAUACAGGCAGUACUUCUUCUACCCCAAGUAUUGCCAGUUCUGCACCUCCCGCUUCAGUUGAUUUUAUUCGGGAUCGUUCGUGGCGCAGGAAUCGAUCAAAAGUUCAUGUUGCUUGGGCAGAUACUAGUGAUAAACUUGAGUUACGUAGAGUAAGUUCAUUUUUUGAAUAUUCUUUGGUUUCUCUGGUAUUAAUUGUUUCUACAAGUUUUAUUUUUACGUAUGAAUACACGUUCUAGCUGAUAAAUAAGUCUCAUAGUUUACACUUCACAUGACAUAUUAGUUUUUCUUUUUUCUGAACAAUAUGUCGUUGCUUUUGCGUUAUUCUGAAUGUAAUCGAAAACCGCUCUUUUUUCUUUUAUAUAUUGGCCAUUAUGUUAUAGUGGUUAUCACAUAAGAAGAUUA